This is a messenger RNA of Colletotrichum godetiae, 2322 nucleotides long. RefSeq names its product glucan 1,3-beta-glucosidase. NCBI's taxonomy places the organism in Eukaryota, Fungi, Ascomycota, Sordariomycetes, Glomerellales, Glomerellaceae. The coding region runs from base 1 to 2322 and encodes 773 amino acids. The transcript is spliced from 6 exons. The record is from RefSeq and is a predicted model, not a curated record. Gene Ontology annotation, molecular function: polygalacturonase activity.
AUGCGCGUCACAGCCGCCUUCUGGCUCGUGGCUGCGACCCUCGCGAAAGCGGCGUACUGGAUGGAAGACAUUGCCCACCAGGGCAUCUCUCCCUAUCACCCGGACCCGAACUACAAGGUCUUCCGCAAUGUAAAGGACUUUGGCGCAAAGGGCGACGGCGUUACGGAUGAUACCGCGGCGAUCAACCUCGCCAUCAGCUCUGGUGAGCGGUGCGCGCCGGGCAAGUGCAAGGGCGAGACGACGUCGCCUGCUACUGUCUACUUCCCUCCCGGAACGUACAUCAUUUCUGGUUCUAUUAUUGACUACUUUUACACGCAAAUCAUUGGUGAUCCGACCGAUCGCCCGGUGAUUAAGGCCGCCGCCAACUUUCCCACCAACACCACCCUCGGCCUUCUCGACGGAAACCCGUACGGCGCGAAUGGUCUCAGUUGGGGUGCCACCAACGUCUUCUUCAGACAAGUUCGCAACCUCGUUUUCGACACCACAGCCAUUCCUGCCUCUGCUGCUGCCUUUGGAAUCCAUUGGCCUUCGUCGCAAGCUACUGCCAUCACCAACUGCGUGUUCCGCCUCGCCGAGGGCGCGGAGAGCAAGCAUGUCGGCAUCUUCAUCGAGGAGGGCUCCGGCGGCCUUCUCAACGAUCUUGACUUCUACGGAGGACAAUACGGCGUCAAUUUUGGAAACCAGCAAUACACUACUCGGAAUAUGCGCUUCUGGAACGCCCAGAACAUCUACGUCGAAAACUGCGGAAUCGGCAUCCGCAUGCAGGACAACAGCACUUCUUCUAUCACUCUCCUCGACUCUGAGUUUGUAAACACCCAGACAGCCAUCCGCACCAGCCGAGAGCCCGGUGUGACCGUCCCCGUCACGGCUGGCACGUUGGUGAUGGAGAACGUGGCCUUCUCCAAGGUCCAGACCAUUCUCUUGGGGCCCAAAAACAACACCAUCAUCGCAGGAACGUCCAGCGCCACCAUCUCCCAGGGCUUCGCCAUGGGUCACAUCUACACACCUUCCGGCCCUACGGACUACACCGGCUCUGACGCGGGCUACUUCCCCGUCUACCCAGCCCUCCUCGGACCCCCCGCCAACGGCACGACAAAGUACUACGAGCGCUCCAAGCCGCACUAUGAGAACGUCCUCUCAAGCCUCGUCAUCUCCGCCCGUUCAUUCGGCGCCCGUGGUGACGGUGUGACGGACGACACCGUGGCCCUGAACAACCUCUUCAACUACGUCGCCUCGAACCCUGCCGCAGGCCUCCUCGCCUUCGUCGACGCGGGCACCUACUACGUCUCCGACACCGUCUUCAUCCCGCCCGGAGCCCGCAUCGUCGGCGAGGCCCUCGCGUCCAUCAUCAUGGGUGGCGGUGAGAAGUUCCAGGAUAUCGAGAAGCCUCACCCCGUUGUCAAGGUCGCUAUCCCGGGCCAGUGCGGAACGAUUGAAUGGUCUGACAUGAUUGUGUCCACGCGCGGAUCCGCGCCAGGUGCCAAGGUGAUCGAGUAUAACCUUAACACUGUCGGUGAGCCGUCUGGUAUGUGGGACGUGCAUAUUCGUGUCGGAGGAUUCGCUGGUACGCAACAGCAGCUUAAGGAGUGCCCUACCACGCCUAAUGCUACUGUCACCGCGGAUACUAUUGACAAGAACUGCAUUGCGGCAUGGAUGAGUAUGCACAUCACCAAGCCGGCUUCUGGACUUCUGCAGGAGAACUGCUGGAUCUGGACCGCCGAUCACGACCUCGAGGAUCCCGACUACAAGCAGGUCACCAUCUACAACGGCCGUGGUCUGCUGAUCGAGUCUACCGCCGGUAAGAUCUGGCUGUCUGCCUCCGGCGUCGAGCACCACACCCUCUACCAGUACAUGCUCUUCAAGACCAGGGACGUCUACAUGGGCCAGAUCCAGUCCGAGACCCCUUACUACCAACCCAACCCGCCAGCCACGAUCCCCUUCCCCCGCGUAAAGGGCUACCACGACCCAGACUUCGAGACAGAAUGCAAGGACGCCGAUCCCAACGGCCCGCCGUGCAAGAUGGCGUGGGGUCUCCGCGUCAUCGGCAGCCAGAACGUCGUCGCGUUCGGCGCGGGACACUACUCCUUCUUCAACAACUACAGCACCGCGUGCUGCCAGAUCGGCGCGGGAGCGAGGUGCCAGCAGCGCAUUGUGGAUGUGCGCGAUGCGCCUGGUAACUGUACCGCGACGGACAACUUGGAUAUCUAUAACCUGCAGAUUGUGGGCACGACGGCCAUGGUAACGCGGUAUGGAAAGGAUGUCGCGUUUUACAAGGAUAAUAUUGCUGGGUUCACGGCUGGUAUUGCCUUGUAUCAGCACUGA